AUGAGACUGGCCGCGUAUGCUGGGGCCUCGGUGGUCCUAGCCACCGGUGUAUUCUUGAAAGCGCUGCAUCAGAGAUCGAACUUCUACGCCGCUUGCGUGUAUCUCUCACAAAGCAGUGCCAAUCUUAUGAUCCUCACGAAUCUAUGCCUUAUUAUUACUGCCUUUGUUUUAUUCUGGCUCCAGCGACUCCUUUACGGUCCCUUGCGCCCCAUCGAAACCGAACAACUAUAUGAACGGGCAUGGUUUGCCAUCACGGAGACAUGUCUAGCAAUGACCAUCUUCCGGGGUGAGCUUGGAGGUUGGUUCUUGGUCAUGUUUAUCUCUCUGUUGGUUGGAAAGGUCUGGGGCUGGAUUGGAGAAGGACGUGUCGAAUAUCUGGAGCAACAACCCCCCGCGAACCCGCGACUCUUCCACAUCCGACUGGCAUUCUCGAUGGUAUUGACGGUCCUCUUCAAUGCCUCGAUGCUAAGAUACUGCGUUCACACCGUAUACCACCAAGCUCGACCGGACAUGAUGGUAAUGUUCGGUUUCGAAUUUGCCAUUUUGACCAUUCUCUCGACUUCUACUGCCGCUCGUUAUGGUAUUGCGUUGACGGAGAUCUACAUAACUCGCCAGCAGGUGAAGGUGAAGAUGGAUGAACGCCGAGCGGAGAUUCGGGAAGCUCGUUUGGAGGCCAUACGUGCCAAUGCACGAGCUGGAGAGACCUCUCCUCCCGCCAACCUACCUGACGAGAAUGACAUAAAUGAGUUGGAGAUAGACGUCCCAGGCUGGGAAGAGAAAGGCCGAUGGGUCUUCUACCUCGAUCUCUUGACAGACUUUGUUAAACUCGUUGUCUACCUGAUCUUCUUCGCAAUCCUCCUCACCUUCUACGGCUUGCCCAUCCAUAUUCUGCGUGAUGUCGUUGUUACCAUCCGUUCUUUCGGUCGUCGAAUCAUGGACUUCCUUCGAUACCGCAAUGCGACUCGAGACAUGCACCAGCGAUACCCGGAUGCAACACCAGAGGAAAUCGGAAGAGAGGAUGUUUGCAUCAUUUGCCGAGAGGACAUGGUUCCCGCACAGCCAGCUGCAGCAGGAGAAAAUGGACAGCCUGCAGCCAACACCCAGAGUGUGCCUGAUCGCUUGCGCCCAAAGAAGCUGCCUUGUGGUCAUAUUCUUCAUUUCGCAUGUCUCCGGAGCUGGCUGGAACGGCAACAAAACUGCCCAACCUGUCGCCGACCAGUGGUUGGGCCGGGCGCGCAGGGUGUGGGUGGCAAUGCUGGCAAUGGUGCCAUUGCCCAACAGAAUGGUGCUGGUGGAAUCCAAGCACCUGGACAACAGGGUGGCCAAGGAGACGGAUUAGCGAGAGGCCGUGUCUACCAGUUCGGUCCCUUCAGGAUUGGAUUCGGCGCUGGACGCGGUGACGUUAUGCAGAACCUGCAGAACCUGGAGAACCAGAUGAACCACGGCAACGCACCCCAGCAGGUUGCUGGCAAUGGCAACCAGCAAGGAGCCCGCCAGAUGGGGCUUGGCUUUGGAUUUGAUCAUGGGGCACAACCGGGCCUCCCGGGCGUCCCUCAGAACCAUCCCAUGGCAGGUUCUUCAAAUUUGACUACCAUAAAUGCUCAAUUACAACAUAUCGAGCAACAGAUCGCUCAAGAGAUCAUUUCUUUGCGUGCUGCUACAGAGCAGCUCCGCCAUGUGCGCGCUCUUCAAAUGGAGCUGGAUCGACUGCGCAAUAACGAAAACAAUAUUCCUGCAGCUACCAGUACCACAUCGCCGCUUCCAGGCACUUCCAAUAUCCAAGUUCGACAGCAGGUUUCUUCGAGCAUGGGCACAGUGCCUUUGAAUGCUGGGGAUGCUCGUCUACCAGAGGGAUUGACCCUCCCAGCUGGUUGGACUCUCACCCCUCUUCAGCCUAUCAAUCCCAAUGUUUCAAGCCCGCUGAGAGGAAGUCCGACAUCCCGAUUGCCGACUUUCACACCGGGGGUUCCUACACCACACAUUCCCGGUGCUUCACCAUGGACUCACUCCCAUUUCAAUAGAACUACAUUCCCAACGCCAACACCAACAGUCCCUGCGACAACCGGCGGUGAUCAAAAUGCCGAUAGCGAAGCACCACCUGCUGCUGCCGCCCCCAUCUCGGCUGAAAACAUCAAGCCCGCCGGCGAAUCAAAGCAGUCACUGCCUAGCUGGGGCUCGUCCAGUGGCUGGUCAGAGAACGUCCCAGCAGACUCACUGUCUCAAGAGUGGACCGAUGUACAACGCGACCACAUAACCGACGCAGCUUCCUCCACAGCGGCCACAUGCGGCGGUGAUACAGAGACCGAGACAGAUGCCGCAGAGAAGACAUCGACAGUUGAAAGAACACCCGAAACUGACACCGACUCUGCAUCAAAAGGCAAGGCCCGAGCAGCCACAGUCGAGGAAGCAGACGAGGAAGCGUCUUGA
Messenger RNA from Penicillium verhagenii, 2427 nucleotides. It is a transcript of the gene hrdA, whose product is annotated as E3 ubiquitin-protein ligase HRD1. The transcript is spliced from 3 exons. Bases 1 to 2427 code for a protein of 808 amino acids. Gene Ontology annotation, cellular component: cytoplasm. Lineage: Eukaryota; Fungi; Ascomycota; Eurotiomycetes; Eurotiales; Aspergillaceae. The record is from RefSeq and is a predicted model, not a curated record. Gene Ontology annotation, molecular function: zinc ion binding.